AUGGAUGGUAUUUGCUUCGAUUACGAUCACUACUUCUCGGAGGAAACGUUCAUCAUUGAUGAUUUCGGUGAGAUUUGUGAGGAUGUGGUCCGCAUAGCUAGCGCCAACACGCAGUACCUUUGCAAGGAUUUCGAUGCGGAACCGCGUCAGGAAAGUCCACCACCGGGAAACUUUAUCGCUUCGAAUCGAUGUUUCGAGAAGGAAGUGCCGUCACUGUUCUCCGAGAUGGAGUACCUAACGGAAGUGUCGCCCGGCACGGAUGUAGUUCUGUCGGAGACGAACGCUAUAACUAUUGCCGUGAAUCCAUCUGAGUUUUCCUGCAAACGUUUGACACGGUCCACCGAUAAAGCACCGGCUGAAACCACGGAAAAUAGUCCACAAAAUUACACUAUGGAGGCUACUUUACCGACUGUUGAAACCCGGGAAAUAGGAUCACAUCCAGUGCAAACGAUCGCUCACGCAGCAGCACCAGUAGAGUAUCAGCGUAUACUCAACAACUACAUUCAAAAGGGCCGUCGAAAGCUGGAAGCUAGUUCCUACUCUAAAAUGAAAGCUUCAGGCCCGGCUAGGGAAAGAGUAAACGCGUCUGUAUGUUCUACCUCAACGAUCGAAACGGCAACGACACCAACGCAACCGUCCGCUAGAGCCGGUCAACAGUUCCAGCCAGGUCGUAACACCUCCGUCACUGCCAUUAUCAAUAAUCUUCCCUUGUCGACGUGUUACGCUUCAUUCGACAAAGCUUCAUCCAUCAGUGACAGCAAACGCACGGUAGAAAUGAGCAAAUCCUCAACCUUUUCCUGCCCAACCCUUUACCAAAGUGCAACGAACCGACCCACGACGGGAAUGCUCAAAACGGCUCGAUUGUAUCACUGCAGGGAUUGUAGUUCCUCGUACCACUCGAGUGAGCUGCUCCGGAAGCACAGUUGCAUUAUCGCCGAACAGUAUCAGUGUCACCUGUGUUUGCGCGAGUUCAGGAAACGUAAAACGCUUGAACAUCAUAUGAAAUCCCACGAUAAGGUGUUUUCCACUGACGAUGAUUUACGGAAGUAA
Anopheles marshallii is the source of this 1050-nucleotide messenger RNA. RefSeq lists its product as uncharacterized. The transcript has 2 exons. The coding region runs from base 1 to 1050 and encodes 349 amino acids. The record is from RefSeq and is a predicted model, not a curated record. NCBI's taxonomy places the organism in Eukaryota, Metazoa, Arthropoda, Insecta, Diptera, Culicidae.